UGCCGGUGUGCUGUUGUGUCCGCUAAAAUAAACAGAGCGCGCCGGGCCAUGGUCGCCCAUUGCUUGCUGUGUAAAUGUACAGCAGUGCAAAGUAUUUCAAGCAAGAGAACAACGAAAGCUUUUACCCCGCGGUGUGAGCUGACAUACUGGUAGGCUGAGGAGGACGUGCAUCCCACCCUACCACACCUCUUCAAGCAGACUCCUCGACUUUUCUUUUUUGGAUGCUAUUUGAAACUUGAAUUUAUUCUUCAGUCUUUUUUUUUUUUAAACGGAAUGGAUUUUGAGAACACAUAACCUGGAGAGCUUGUAGUAAAAGUGUGUUGAAAAGGCUGCUGGUGGAGUUUGUCAGCGUUUGAGGACGUCGAAAUAGGCGUUUCUGGAAGGGAAAUCAACUAGAAAGCUGAAAUGGAUCAAGCCAGCGGUGGGGAUGAUCCAAAUAAGCCCUCUAAAAAGAAAUCCAACGAGGAUGAGGGUAAAAACAAAAAGCUGAACAUACACAUAAAAACAUUGGCUGAUGAUAUGCGUGAUCGAAUUACCAGUUUUAGGAAAACUGGGAUGAAGAAGGAGAAGCCCCUCAUCCAACACCCAACAGAUCCCCUGUCUACCCAAGCUGAACUGCCUGUUCCUCAGCCCCUUUUUGACGAGCGCUCCAUGAACCUCUCAGAAAAAGAAAUCAUUGACCUCUUUGAGAAGAUGAUGGAGGACAUGAACCUGAAUGAGGAUCGUAAAGCACCUCUGCGAGAAAAGGACUUGAGCACCAAACGUGAGAUGGUGGUCCAGUACAUCUCAGCCACGGCCAAAUCUAUAACGGGGAGCAAAGUUCCGGGUGGACUGAGGAACAGUAAGCAUGAGUGUACCCUUUCAUCCCAAGAAUAUGUCCAUGAACUGCGUUCUGGCAUCACAGAAGAAAAGCUGCUGAAUUGCCUGGAAUCCCUCCGAGUGUCUCUCACUAGUAACCCUGUCAGUUGGGUUAAUAACUUUGGCCAUGAGGGUCUUGGUCUUCUUCUGGAUGCACUGGAGAAGCUGCUGGACAAGAAACAGCAAGAGCCCAUUGAUAAACGGAACCAGCAUAAACUUAUCCAGUGUUUGAAGGCUUUCAUGAACAAUAAGUAUGGCCUGCAAAGGAUCUUGGGAGACGAGCGCAGCUUGUUGCUGCUGGCUCGAGCGAUUGACCCCAAACAGACGAAUAUGAUGACAGAGACUGUCAAAAUUCUCUCUGCUUUCUGCAUCGUUGGAGAGGAAAACAUCUUGGAUAAGAUUCUGGCUGCUAUGACAAUUGCUGCAGAAAGGAACAAUAAAGAGAGAUUUGCUCCAAUUGUAGAAGGACUGGAGAACCACGAGGCCCAGCAGCUCCAGGUUGCCUGCAUGCAGCUGAUCAAUGCCCUGGUCACCUCCCCUGAUGAUCUGGACUUUAGGAUACAUCUGCGCAAUGAGUUUUUAAGAUGUGGUCUCAAGAAGAUCCUUCCUGAGCUAAAAGAGACAGAGGAGCUAGACAUCCAGCUGAGGGUGUUCAAUGAGAACAAGGAGGAGGACUCGAUCGAACUCUCACAUCGCCUUGAUGACAUCCGCGCGGAGAUGGAUGAUAUGAAUGAGGUAUACCAUCUUCUGUCCAAUAUGGUGAAAGACACUGCCUCAGAGACCUACUUCCUGUCAAUUCUUCAGCACCUAUUGCUCAUCAGGAAUGACUAUUACAUCAGGCCUCAGUACUACAAGGUGAUAGAAGAAUGUGUGUCUCAGGUGGUUCUCCACCGCAAUGGGAUGGACCCAGACUUUGGCUGCAGUAAAAGGUUGGAUGUGGACUUCACCCACCUGAUUGAUCAGUGUGUGGAUAAAGCCAAAGUUGAAGAGAGUGAGCAGAAGGCAGCAGAGUUCUCCAAAAAGUUUGAUGAGGAGUUCAGUGCACGGCAGGAGGCCCAAGCUGAGUCUCAAAAGAAGGAAGAGAAAAUCAAAGAGUUGGAAGAGAAGAUCCAAGCCCUGCAGUCCCAGAUUGCUGCAGGCCCUACUGCAACUGGAGCACUACCAGGAGCUGCAGGAGCUCCUCCACCACCUCCACCUCCUCCUCCCCCACCUGGUGGUGGUCCUCCCCCUCCUCCCCCUCCACCACCUCUUCCUGGCCAUGCUUGCAUUACACUACCACCUCCACCUCCACCUCCACCACCAGGUGGUGGACCUCCGCCUCCCCCGCCACCCCCUGGUUGUGGGCCUCCACCUCCUCCACCCCCUUUUGGGGGCCCACCAGGACCUCCACCACCUCCUGGAUUGCCUGUUGUCAAGCUGCCUUAUGGACUGGAGCCCAAGAAGGUCUACAAGCCUGAAACUGUGAUGAAGAGGGUCAACUGGACCAAGAUAGUGCCUCAGGAAAUGGCAGAGAAUUGCUUCUGGAUCAAAGUCAAAGAAGAGAAGUUUGAGAAUCCUGACCUAUUUGCUCAGCUUUCCCUCUGCUUCUCCUCACAGAGUAAAGUGAGAAAAGACGUGAAGGAUGAGAAUGAAGACAGAGUGCCACAAUUCAAGAAAAAGGCAAAAGAGCUUCGUAUCUUGGAUGCCAAGACAGCACAGAAUCUUUCAAUUUUCUUGGGCUCGUUCCGCCUGCCUUAUGAAGAGAUCCGGGACAUUGUGCUGGAGGUAGACGAGGAGAGACUGAGUGAAUCACUCAUCCAGAACCUGAUAAAGAACCUGCCAGAGCAGAAAGAGUUGAAUGCGCUAGCGGAACUAAAGGGUGAAUAUGAGGAGCUUGUGGAGUCAGAGCAGUUUGGCAUUGUGAUGAGUUCAGUAAAACUCCUACGACCACGUCUCAAUGGCAUUCAGUUCAAGCUGACGUUCGAGGAGCAGGUGAAUAACAUCCGGCCAGACAUCAUGAAUGUGACGUUCGCCUGUGAAGAGGUGAAGAAGAGUGAAGGUUUUUUCAAACUCUUGGAGUUGGUAUUGCUGGUUGGCAAUUACAUGAAUGCUGGCUCAAGAAAUGCCCAAACUUUUGGUUUCAACAUCAGCUUCCUUUGCAAGCUUCGAGACACAAAAUCUGUCAGUCAAAAUACAACACUUCUGCAUUUCCUGGCUGAAAAGUGUGAAGAGAACCACGUCGAAAUUUUGAGGUUUCCAGAUGAGCUAGAGCAUGUGGAGAGUGCUAGCAAAGUGUCCGCUGAGAUCUUAAAGAGCAGUCUGACCAACAUGGAACGGCAAAUUCAGAGGCUUGAGAAUGACAUCGAAAAAUUCCCCAAAACAAAUGAUGGACAAGAUAAGUUUGUGGAAAAGAUGUCCGGCUUCAGCAAGCACGCCAGGGAGCAGUAUGAAAAACUGUCCACCAUGCACAAGAACAUGCAGAAACUGUAUGAGAAUAUAGGCAGUUAUUUUUCCUUUGACCCCCACUCGGUCAGUGUGGAAGAAUUCUUCGGAGAACUGGCCAACUUCCGCAUGCUCUUCUUGGAUGCGUUGAAGGAGAACCACAAGAAGAAGGAGAUGGAGGAGAAGAUCAAGAGAGCCAAGCUGGCGAAGGAGAAAGCAGAGCGGGAGAAGCAGGAACGCCAGCAGAAGAAGAAGCAGCUGAUUGACAUGAACAAAGAGGGAGAUGAAACCGGUGUGAUGGAUUGCCUAAUGGAGGCUCUGCAGUCCGGGGCUGCCUUCCGUGAUCGGCGAAAACGUACACCACGCAACGGUGAUCAAAGCCCCACCAGUCCAGCCCCUCGGUGGCCGGGUGCUAAUUAUGGUAACAGAACGCUAGACAACCGUCGUGCAGUCCUGGAAAGGUCUCGCUCACGACACAACACAAAUCACCAAGGUCGAUGAUCACCCGCGCCUACCACAAGACGCUAGAUAAGUGCCAAAGAGGGCUGCAAGGAGGAGAUCUGGAAGACAGCUGAAGAAGGGACAGACCACCCCUUACUGCGGCACACACACAAACUCAAAGGAAUAACACAUACACACAGCACCAAGUACAGAACAAAAAAGCCUAAAGAAGCCACACAGAACUGAAAAAUCUGGCAUUUAAUUUUCAUCCAGUUCAUCAGCCGCCUUACAUAUUUAUUCAAUAAUUGCUCAUCACUUUAAAUGUUUGUGUCCACUCGAACUGCUUUGAUAUUAAAAAUGAUACAUUUUAAGGUUACUGCAGACAAAUGAAAUGUUUUCAUUCUUUGAAAAUCCAUUUUUAUUGCAAGUCUAAGCCUGCUACUUUAAUCCUUCUGUAAUCAAAAUACUUCGCACUCAGUUUUGAUGUGAAACAUGUACUGAGCACUGCAGUGUACUGAAGAAAGAAAUAAUGCCAAGAAAGACUGCAGAGUAGUUCAUUCUCAUGAACAUACCACACAUCCUUUAUUUUGCAAACAAGCAGCGGGGCAGCUGCCCUCUAAAUGGAAAACAGGGAUUUAACACCCGCGUUGGCAAGCCUUCAACCUGCUGAUGUUUUCUUGAACAGCUCACUAAGUUUUUUUUUUUUUUUUUGUUAUCAAAGAGAGAGUAGUUGUUUAAAUUUCCUUCUGCUAGUACCUCCUUCAGCCAACAUCGAGACAGUUUUCACUGUUAAAUUUUAGGAGUCGUCUCUGAAAAUCAGUUCAUUGCAUAUACCACAAAGCCACGAGAGCCAGCCCCUGUCUCUACCAAUAUUUCAGAGCAUGUGACUCAUGGAUUUUGAAACUGUAAUCUCCAUUUUGACAAGAUGCGUUUUAUUUUUAGUUGUCUAAUAUCUAACAUUGCCUUUAGGUGCUGAUCUGUCCCAAGGUCGCUUUUGCUUUUAACAUGAGAGACUGACACGUUUUUAAAUGCAUCUUACUGCCAGGAGGAACUGACAAGAACUUUUUGACCUUUCCUGUGAUCACACAGGUUUUCACCACAAUAUUACUAUUAUUUUUUUUUUGUUAUUAAUCUAUUUCCUUCUGUUUAUUGCUCCCUUAAGUUAAAAAAGAAAGAAAAAAGCCAUGGCAAAUUUUUGAACAGGGUUAAAAAUGACCACUGUUUAUGUAAGCAGCCUCUUGAGGUUGUUAGAGAAAGGCAGUGGUGUUGUCAUCAGCGCCUGAAGUAGGGCCUGUCACUAUGGUAACAAAAAUAAUAAUUUGAGGCGAUACUUGUUCCAGAUGGAAGAAGUUUGUGUUUUAACAUGUGGAUAACUUUGUGAAAGUGUCUGUUUCAUUCCAAAUUUCUCUCAAUCUAAUUAAAAAAACUUGAUAUUAAAAAGUACAAUGUACACAGUAAACCAAAAUCUCAGAUCUCAUUAACCAGAGACGGGAUUUUAUUUAAAAAAAAAAAGAAAAGAAAAAGUGAAAGCCUUUCUAUGUUAAAAACAUUCAAAUUCUACUGAGAGGACGUAUGGGGCCAAAACUACAGGGUUUUAAGAACACAAAGAGGUGGGGUUUGUAAUUCUUCUACCUGGAGAAACUUCCUCUAAACAAUCACCUGCUACUUGGUGUUUGUGUACACGAUAGAAACUUUGCUGCAAGCUUGUUUCUCUGCAUGGGCCCACUGUCACACAGUUUCACGUGAACUAUUUAUUCAUGUAUUCGUGCCUAGGGCGACGCUGUUCCCUUACUUCCCUCAACUGUAAGCAGAUGCUGCUAAAAACAACCACCGAAUCCACGUGGAGACUGGGCACAAGCGGGAUUAUCUACUGAGGGGCACAGUAGACAAGAUGAUCCUUGUCUUAGCAAGUGAGUCUCCAGACGCCCUCCAAUUCCCCAGCACUAAAGGCAUAAGCAACCAUUUUACCUUAAGACAGGUUACCAUGCUAAUAACAGAACUCAGCUCUAGGCUUCGUGUGUCGAUGUGUUUCUGUUUGGGGCAAGUGUCUGUGUGCGCCAUGCCAGCUCAGUAAUCGGAACAGGAACUCAGGCAAAAUAGGAUUCCAUGUGCUUGACUCCUGGGCUGAAUAGAUGGAGAUUUUUUUUUCAUUUAAACAAUCUGCCGGUGCAGCUUAUGAUGUGUCUGUUUCAUGAUGCCUCCUCUCCCAGCCUGCGUAUUUCUAAAAAUGCAAUUUUACACAUCAUCUCGGCUCAAGGUGCAGCCACAAUACUCUGAGAAGUCUGCAUAUUUAAGAAGACAAUAAUUCUCUUCUGAAUAUAAGGUUUGAGCAGUCAUACAGAGAAAGCAUAGAGAAUGAGGUUUCUGCAUUCAUAGGAGGGUUUUUUUUUUUUUUUGGUAAAGUUUUAUUUUGCUGUUUUCACCGUCUUAAGGCAUUGUAAAUCUACACAGGUUUUUAGGUUUUUAUCUUCCAUGUUAAGCACAUUGAGUUUAUGUAUAAUGAAAUAUGCUAUAUAAAUAAAAUUGCCAUUGCCAUUAUAAUGAUGUGUUGCACACAGCCAAGAAUGCAGUGAUUUUGACUUUCUGAUAGCUACUUGCCCUCUGCACAGUUUCAAGUGAUUAAUAAUGGCCAUUGUUAUAUCAAUCCUCCAUUAACACCAUUAUCUACAGUGCAUUUCUCCCUUAUGAUUGGAUACUGCAGAUGCUAAAACAACCAGUGGUUUGAGGUUAGCAGCUACAGUGUCUUAAAAGAGUUGACUGAAAUAUUUUUGUUCAUUUUAAACAGCUUUCUUCCACAUUUGGCAGGUGUUUGUUUUGCUCUUUCUUUUUUUUUUUUUCCUCAAAUGAUGAAAAAGGUUGUACAUACGAAAACGCUCUAAAAAAAUGUAAUUGUUAUUUAAACAUUGAUCCAAUUAAGUCAUUCAGAGUAGGACAUUUGAUGUUAUUAUGAUAGUUGAGUGUUAUUUCAUGUUAUCCCUCAGCCUAAAAAGGCUAAUGGGGUAUUGUCACCCCGCCAGGUGGGCAGGCAGGCUGACGGCCAACUUUCAAUUUUGUGAAUGCGAUAACUUGACGAGGAUGUCACCUAGGAUGGUCAAAUUGCAUUCUCAGUGGUUUAUAUUUAUUAUGCUUUCACCGUUUUUAUUCCUGGUUCUUCCUUAGCCAUUUGCUUUUGAUUUUAUAUGGUGAAUAAAGUCACUAAGACUUAUAUACACCCCCAUUAAGAUCUAUCGCACCUGGUAAUUCUUUGUUCCAGAACGUGUACUUCCAGGGGAUUUGUUCCACCUAAAGAUUCUACUGCCAGGAGGCUGAGGGGUACACCACCAGUGUUUUUAAAGGUGUAAUUUAAAGAAACUUUUUGUAAUGAUUCCGAUGUGUAACGUGCUGAGCUAAGAGCUACGAUGUUGGCCAUUGUAGAAGUUCCCGAUCAGAUUUUCCCUGCUACAUUAUUCACCGUGAAUACAUCUUGUUUCUUGAAUGAUACAACACAAAACUGAAUAGGAAGGCAACACCAUAAAUCAUAAGGCAGUAUUACCAUCAGCAGACAAAAUGGCUGGAAAGCAAUGGGUGAAAACAUGAAACUUUAAAUUAUUUCAAUUGUAAAAGAAACUUCUACAAUGGCAUCAUUCCCAUUGUCCCUGUGUGUGAUUGGUGUAUUUCUCUCCCCCCAUCCCAUCUUGUAGAAUAUUCAGAAUAAUGUGUUUUUCUAGAAAAAUAGCAGGAGUUAAAAGACAGUGAACCUGAAUUGGUCUGCCAUUACUGUAAAAAUCAACAUAUCAGCCCAUCAUCUUUUUUGUUUGUAACUAACAAACCUCAGCUGACGACAUGACUCAUUGUAAUUGUAAAAAUGAGGAGGCAGGGGUAUGAAGGUAAAGGUGUCAUUUCUCCGCGCAGUGGCAAGUGAUUAAAGUAAAAGUUAAAAGUUUGAAAUGUUACUUAGACUCACUGACUGUGCACUUUACCUCACAAGUUAUUCUGCUCAGGCGGAGAAAGAUUUGUUUAAGAUUCGUAAAUACAACAUUGCCACUAACAGAGUGAACUAUUUGCAAAGCAUUUCUUUUGGUAAAUAGUUCCCAGCUGCCACAUAUCCAGUUCUUUCCGACUUUGUUAGCGCUUACUAUUGAUUUGUGGAAGAACAAUUGUGGCUGAAUCAACAAACAAUGUUCAUAACUGUUGACAAACCCUGUCCAACCAUGGUGUGUAAGCUGCCAUAUCCCUGCCUACCUUUCUUGUUGUCACUGAGUAUGUUUUAUUGUCUUAAGAAACAUUUAUAUUUGUAACAUUUUAAGUUUAUUUGUAUCCUUAGGAACAUGAAAAAACAAAAUGGUUAUGCACACUGUCCUUCCAUAAACUAUGUAAUGGAAUAUGAUACUAAAUAAUAACCACUUUGUUAUAUAAACUGAUUUCUGAGAGGUA
Molecule: messenger RNA, 8133 nt
Organism: Archocentrus centrarchus (flier cichlid)
Lineage: Eukaryota; Metazoa; Chordata; Actinopteri; Cichliformes; Cichlidae
Gene: diaph2
Product: diaphanous-related formin 2
Exons: 30
Coding region: 406-3780 (1124 amino acids)
Biological process (GO): actin filament polymerization; actin cytoskeleton organization
Cellular component (GO): actin filament
Molecular function (GO): actin binding; small GTPase binding
Source: RefSeq, a predicted model, not a curated record